CUAAUCAUUCUGUUACACUCUGCUGUCUGUUCUUGUUUAGAUAAAAAUGAGCAAACUGUAAUUUUAAAAAAAUAAUAAUUAAAAUAUAUAUAUAUAGUACCCUGCUUUUGUGAUAUAUUAUACUUCCGGUCGCAGAGGGGUUUGUUUACUAAAAUGGCGGGUAUCAGAACUUGCACUCUGGACUGUUUCCCUGAAAAUAUAUUAAUUGAAAUUUUAUCCUACUUAAAUGUCCGAGAGCUCAUUCGCAAUGGAAGAGUAUGUAAGCGUUGGAGAGCUUUAAUAAAAGACCAGAGGCUCUGGAGAACUGUGGACCUUUCCACAUGGAAACGGGUGAGCUCACGGGUGCUGUGGACGUUAUUGCGACAGUAUCUGGGACGUGGUCUAUGUUCUCUACACCUGCGCGGGUUGCUGCAUAGUGCACGCGGAGGGUCGUUCCUCUCUGAGCCGUGGCUGCAGACUCUGAGCUCAAAAUGCCCUCGACUCCGCAGACUCACUCUUACUCACACGGACCUGCGUGGCCUGCACAGCUGCUCCUUAUUACCUCCUAGCUUACAGGUGCUAGAACUGCGCAGCUGCGAACUCCCCCCCGGCUUUUUUACCCAGAAUCCCUCGAAGCCGGUGCAAACUGACCAGAAUGGCUCAGGCAAAGAAUCUCAGACCUCUUCCUGUAGUUGUGUUAUCGAAGCACUAAUUCUGGACAACGUGCCAUCAUUCACGGACCAGCACCUAAAGAGUCUGAGCUUGUGGGAGCGCCUGCGGCGUCUGGAGCUUCGCGACGUGUUGCGUGUGACAGUGGCAGGACUGAAGGGCUGCGCUCCACCUGGCCCACAUGCGCUAAAACACCUCACACACCUGGAGCUGGAGGGGUUCAGCCGGCAGCAGAUGGCAGCGCUGGGCCUGGCAGAGGGUUGGGCAGGGCUGGAACGGCUAACACUCGGCGGGCGAGAGGUUGCACCUGGUCUGCUCUGCCUCAACCGCCUGGUCGGGCUGCACUGGCUGCGCCUACGUGGCUGCAGACUCACGGAGACAUUGGUGCUGCGCAGCUGUGGUGCGCUGAAGGAGCUGCGCAUGCUAGAGUUCCUGCAGGUGGAGUUUGCAAUAGAGGCAGAGAGAAAAGACAGCAAGAGGGAUGAAAAGAGUGAAAAUGACCCCAUGCCUGGGCUCAGACAAGCAUUGUCCAACUUGCUGCCCAAGUGCAGCGUGCUGUUCACGCAGUGUACCGUUAUACUUGGUGCGGACUGACACGUGGGGAUGGGCGAUAUGAUAAUGACUGUUACUGUAACCAUGACAAGCUAGAAGAUAUGUUUUUUAAAGUAGCAUCAGUAUGUUUAGACCAGUGACCACCUUGCAAAAUUCAUGCAGUGGAUUUCGGUCGAUCAGAGAAAGCCUAUUAACAAACAACGUUAUACACUCAAAUCUGCCUAGCAACAAGUAGUGGACGCUAGACGUAUUUAGACCAAUCACAGAAAGCCCACUAACAACCAGUGCCGUUAUACACUCAAAUCUGCCUAGCAACAAGUAGCCAAUUGGAUGCUAGCAACUUAGACAUUAUUUUAUAUAUUUUGGAGCAAUCUUUUGCUUUUAGUUAGCAAUAAGUUUUCUUAGAAAAGAGUAUUUUGGUGACUGUUGAAUGAAUUGUCCAUAGGUUUUUCUACAUUACACUGCUGCUUUCUUGUGUGUUGUGUCUCUUCCAACUUGUAAGGCAAACCUCAGAAGAAACAAAAUACCGAUACUACGUGAAAAUGAAACUGUACUGUAAUAAAAGUGAUAGUUUGGCCACAAAUGAAAUGUACACAGUCUUCUGUUUGUUUUAGUUUGGAACUGAUAUACAUAUAUUUAAAAAAUAUAUAUGUGUAAUGAUUCGGUUUUAAACUGAAUCCCAGCUCAGUUUUAAGCUUCAUAUGUUUACAUCAUACAAAGAGUUGUGUAUAAAAUCAUGCCAAUUUGUUUUUAAAUGAAUUAAUGAUUUUUAAUUAUUGUACUGACUUAAGAAUAAAGUGAUGGAGUAGGAACAGCAUGUGUGUGAUCUUGGGACGGUUACAUUUACAGGAAAGAACCUUCCAUCGAAUGAAUAGUUUUUGUGUCAAAUGUUCAUUGCAUUGUCAGUAAUGGGUUCCUGCUCUAACUACUUACGGUGUGUGGGGGAAAAAUGCAGUAAUCGUUGUCUUGUUUCAGAGCACAACACAGCAAUUCAAAAUGUCUACUUUAAAAAAUGUUUUAAAAUGAAAACUAUGACUUAAAAUGAAAACUAAUGGCAGUUUAAGUGCUGUGCCAUAUUGCCACUUUCCUGCCUGUGAUAAUACUCAAGAUACUCAAGCCUUCUGCUAGUGACCAAGUCUUUAACAUGGAAGUUCUCUUUCAUAUGUUCACGAUCUCUCCACUCAAUUUUUUAGAGAUUUUUUUAAUCAUUUAACUUGAUUUACAGCAACUCUGUUAUGGU
This is a messenger RNA of Pangasianodon hypophthalmus (striped catfish), 2440 nucleotides long. RefSeq names its product F-box/LRR-repeat protein 12. Gene Ontology annotation, cellular component: SCF ubiquitin ligase complex. The record is from RefSeq and is a predicted model, not a curated record. The coding region runs from base 154 to 1242 and encodes 362 amino acids. Gene Ontology annotation, biological process: SCF-dependent proteasomal ubiquitin-dependent protein catabolic process. Gene Ontology annotation, molecular function: protein binding. NCBI's taxonomy places the organism in Eukaryota, Metazoa, Chordata, Actinopteri, Siluriformes, Pangasiidae. The transcript has 4 exons.